GACGUCGGCUGAUCAGAGAGAGAGAGCACAGACGUGUGACAGUAGGCGACACCCGGAGUUUUAGCGCCUCUGGCGAUGUGGAGCAGCCGUGGCCAUUGUACAAGCACGUGUAAUAAAGGUUCGCACACCGCUGACAAGUUCCUGCCUUUUGGUUCGAGUGUUGGACCGCUGUUGUUGCCAUACAACCCCCCUUACCACUCGGUUACAUUUUUGGCGCUGCGAGUAGGAUGUGUCAGCAGGUGUACACGAUGGCUGCAGAUGGAGACAGUACAGCAGAGGCUGUACAAACCUGUCAUUUAUUCCGCCUUCAGAAGUUUGCCGGAGGGCCAAGUGUCGGCGAGUUUGAGAGAGAGGUCGAUAUAGCUCUCGCCCUAAGCCCGAUGCCUGAGAAAGCGGCUUGUGUCUAUAUUCUCAACGCGCUGGAGGGACCUGCUAGACGGCGAGUUCUGAUGUUCCCUCAUGACAUGAUAGACACGCCGGAAAAGAUUUUGGAUGUUUUGAGAGAGGCAUACGGCGAGCGGAGAGAUGUUAUAGACAUUAUCGCCAGUUUUUAUAACCGCCGACAGCAGAGUGAGGAGUCGGUCAUCGAAUACGCUGCGACCCUCCGGAAUUUACAGGCGGAAGCGAACCGCCUGCUGAGCGACGCCGUAUCCAGUACACACCUGGCGACACGCUUUGUGAAAGGACUUAAAAACAGCCAGGUCCGACGUGAAACGUCCAGACACCUGGCCGACCAUGGGUCUUCUUUUGUCGAUCUCCUCAACACGGCCCGACGUGCAGAGAGAGAGAGGAGAUGUGUAAUGACAGGGAGGAUGAGAUAGAUCGUCUGACUGCACGAGUCAGACAGCUGGAGAUGGAGGCGGCCUCCCGGCUUCACACGACACAGCAAAGUGAUUUCCCCUUCGAGGCUGAUCGUCAGCACAAACAGAAAUGUAUGCGACGACAGCAGACAAGACAGCGGAGCGGCCAGCGACCAGCACCUUCCCAUGACAGCGAUGGUGGAGGGGGCAGAAGGCGAGGUUUCUGCAGGUGGUUCAACGUGGCAAAGGGAUGGGGGUUCAUCACACCUGAUAAUGGCGAUCGAGACGUCUUUGUCCACCAUUCAGUUAUUCACAAGGCAGGCUUUCGCAGCCUCGGCAAAGGUGAAUUGGUGGAAUUUGAACCCAGACUGUCAUACAAGGGCGUUGAAGCCACGUUCGUCUGUGGUAUCGGAGGAGUGAAAUGCCGAGGCAGUGAUCGCCGGCCGAAGGAAAAGUUUCAAAGCAAGCCGGUGCAACUACAACAGCGACAACCACAACGACGGCAGAGCCAAGCAGAACUGCAACGGGACAGAUUCCAUGGGCGGAGCGGCCGGAGUACCUGUAAUAUCACCAGCUGGCCAGUUGAUGACAGUGACGAAGGAACUCCGUUCUGGUAUGGUACUCUUCCACCCCAUCAAGCCAGAACAAGAUUAAUACCAAAAGUGACAGUGCCUGUGGUGCCUGAUAUGACAGUAACUGUGAUUCCAGAAGUGACAGUGUGUGCGGUGCCUGAUAUGACAGUAAAUGUGGUUCCAGAAGUGACAGUGCCUGUGGUGCCUGAUAUGACAGUAACUGUGAUUCCAGAAGUGACAGUGCCUGUGGUGCCUGAUAUGACAGUAACUGUGAUUCCAGAAGUGACAGUGCCUGUGGUGCCUGAUAUGACAGUAACUGUGAUUCCAGAAGUGACAGUGCCUGUGGUGCCUGAUAUGACAGUAACUGUGAUUCCAGAAGUGACAGUGCCUGCAGUAUCCCAGCCGCACAAAUGGCAGCGGUUUGCUGUUAGACAGGCAUAAAGCUCACAUGUGUAGAAAACGGUUGUGU
This is a messenger RNA of Pomacea canaliculata, 1841 nucleotides long. RefSeq lists its product as uncharacterized. The coding region runs from base 794 to 1813 and encodes 339 amino acids. Gene Ontology annotation, molecular function: nucleic acid binding. The record is from RefSeq and is a predicted model, not a curated record. NCBI's taxonomy places the organism in Eukaryota, Metazoa, Mollusca, Gastropoda, Architaenioglossa, Ampullariidae. The transcript has a single exon.